Messenger RNA from Thelazia callipaeda (thelaziosis nematode), 3774 nucleotides. NCBI's taxonomy places the organism in Eukaryota, Metazoa, Nematoda, Chromadorea, Rhabditida, Thelaziidae. The record is from the annotation of a GenBank genome assembly.
AUGAAGGAAGAAGCACUUGAAUGUGUUCGAUGGCUACGGUAUGCAGGUUUCCCACAAUAUGCACGUCUUUAUGAAGAACAUCGAUUUCCAAUAGAUAUACGUUCUGUUCAACGUGAUCAUGAAUUUUUGGACGACGACUCAUUACGAGCGUUAUUUCGGCGUUUGAAUGCUCUAAAUCGCUGUGCUAUAAUGAAAGUUGAAAAUGUUGUGCUCAGAAAACAUCCAGAACGCUUUUAUACAGGACCUUUGGAAACUGAUAUUGAUGAAGACAUAAGAAUCAGUAAUUAUGAUGAUGACGAUGAUCAGGUUGCUAUAUCAAAUAAAUGGAGGUAUCAACGUAACUCACAAACGUGGUCAAGAAUUGUGCAUGACGAUGAUAUGACGAAUGUAUUCAGUGCAAAAAAUCAUUGGUCACCACAUAAGAAAGAUGUUUCUAGUGCUGAGACUAAUAAAGUCUUUCAAAUAACGUCAAGUAACGGACGUGAUUCUAGAAAGCAAGAAGACAGCAACAUUUCAUAUUUUAGGGCUAACGUGUGCAAAGAUAAAAUUAAACAGCCUCCAGUUAUUUCUAAAAAUGCUCGAAAUCGUGCCGAGACGAAUACACCUACCACAGCUGUAAAUUUGCAACGUUCGCAAAGUGAGCGAUUAAAGGAACGUGCGCGGGCAUUGAUGAAACGCAUGGAUAUACGAUCCUCUAGCAGACGUCGUCGUCAACGGGACGCUUCAGCAACCGGUCUGACUGCAUCUUCAUCGUCAUCAUCAAGCGGAAUUCCACGUGCAUCGUUAUCUACAGCAGCUACAUCAUCUUCAUCAUUAUCGAAAAUCUCGAAUAUAUCUCGAGAUUUAGUAAUUGGUGAACCCGUACUUGUUUCUCAUUUCUCCGCUAGUCCACGCACAAUGCGCAUGUUUCCUCCUGAUGACUUGUCUAGCAUACUUUCUUCACAAGCAGUUACUUCACAAAUGUUAGAUCAGUUUCGGCAAGAUGCAACCACAACUCAACAUACUUCUGAUGGCGUAACUUUUGCUGUCCUGCAACCGAGUGUUCGGCGUCAACAACAAGAGCAAAUGAUAUCACAGUACAAUAAUACGUCAUCAUCUUCUGCUUCUCAUACGCGAACACGUUUUUUGGGAGCUAGUAAUAGGCGUAUGGGUAUGAUUCUUGAUUCUUCACCAUCGUCUGCUGCAGCUCUCAAUAAUGAUUCACGCCGUAAACUAUUACGUCGCGGUAAACCACGUGAUUUGUCCUGUGACUCAGCGUCAAUGCGCGGUUUACCACGUUAUGAUCGAGAUACGCGAAUUUAUGAUCGCGUUGCUCAAGAUGAUUUAUACUCAGAUAAUAGAAAAUACGUUGGUGAUUCAAGACGUGAUAUAAUACCCGCAGAAUUCUAUGAUAGACAUUCUUUAGUUAAUGUUCGCAACGAGAGGUCAUCUUCAUCGCAACAAGGCUAUCCAAAUAAUACAAACUUUUCACCUUUACUAAGAAGUGGUGUACAAUUUACCGGUAGUGGCCUUUCUGACAGUUCAUUAAACUAUGAUGAACUGAGAAGUUCAACGAGGCAAACUGUGGAUCGAGAUCGAAAUCUGCCAUCCGAGCAAUCUUAUGGACGUUCAAGAUUAGUAGUAAAUGCUGAUGGUUAUUAUGAACAUAUUCCUUCGGAUGGAACGAAUGUAACUAGCACAACUGCUUAUCACCGAGCCUUAUCACCAGCUUCAUCUUCAUCAAAUGCAAGCAUUUCGAAUCACGGAACUCGUUUCAAAGUUGAAAUCGAUAAUCGAACUCGAAAAAAACUUGGUUGUGGUGCUACUAUUGAUUCGCCACCUUAUUCAACAGUAAUGGCUAUUUCUGGACAGAGAUCUCAUUCUAGUCUGGAAAGUAGCGGAAAUGACGAUGACCUCAGUGGAAGUCAAGCACAUCGAUCAGGUGCUGGAGGACGAAGAGAUUCUGGUGUUGGUUCCAGUCUUUCUCGAUCACCAAGCGGUCCGACAACACAACGACAGCGUAAUUCAGUACUUCCUGCGUCAAAUGCUACGGCAUUAAACGUUCGAGAAAUGAAAACAAAGCACUUAUUGCUAAACUCGUUGAGUAAUUUUCGUGUUGAUCAAAGUGAAACAUUUAUCAGUGAUAGCGAUUUACCUCAAUGUAUGGAUGCCUUGAGUGUCGCUGAAAUGCAGCAAAUAAGAAAGUUAGCAUUUCUGAAGUUAUCAGUAAUGAUUGAAACUUAUGCUGGAAACGGUAUUAGAAUUGGUGUGGUAACUAAUAACAAUUCUGCAAGAGUUAGCAAAAGUUGGGCUGUACAUAAGCUAAUUCGUAGAAUGUGUAAUAACGAUACCAUUAAUGGCAACAGCAAGCCAAUCAGAUCUGGAAUUUCAACUUUCGGUCUUCAUUUAGCAAUUGUUCAGAGUCGUUCAGGUUAUGCACUUCCACGUUGUGUGCUGGAAAUGAUGCAUUUUUUACGCAUUGCAGCUCCAGAUACUAUUGGAAUAUUUAGAAAAAGUGGCGUACGAUCAAGAAUUAGCGAAUUAAGAAUGAUGUGUGACGUGGCUCCAGAAGUAGAAGUCUUCACAGAUAGUAAAAGUCUUGACCCUUCGCAGGUGCACGAUGUGGCUGACCUUUUGAAGCAGUACUUCAGGGAACUUCCUGAACCACUUAUGACUGCUACCUAUUCUGAAGCUUUUGCAAAAAUUUUCAUGCAUAUUCCCAUAGAAUUGCGUAUGGAAGCGUUACAACAUGCAGUCUUGUUACUACCGGACGAGCAUCGAGAAGCGUUACAAACGUUACUUUACUUUCUUCAUGACAUCGCGAAACAUUCUGCUACAAACAGUAUGACAGCACAAAAUCUUGCUGUGUGUUUCGCACCUUCACUGUUUCAGUUGUGUGGCUCACGUCUAAGUAGUGUUAGCCCUACAAGACGUCACAAGACGAUUGGAUCAGCAGGCUUACCGACUGAACGAGAGAUCAAAGAGUCACGGGCAGCUCAAGAAUGUUUAGUACAGAUGAUUGAAUACUGUACUAAAAUAUUCAUUGUUCCUCACAGUCCUGGGUUUGAGCGAGAUAAGAGUACUGAUUACUAUAAAGGUGUUGAACCAGAUGCACCUUUUCUUACAGAAUUGGGCUUAUCUCAAGAUGGCAAUUACAAGACUUAUCUAAUACAGAAAGCAAGAGAAUUGUUAAAAGAACAUCGUGAUCGAUGGAAAGGUUGGAUUGUUGAAGGUACAAUGAAUGGAGUUGAAAUUUCUACCAAGAAACCUAACGAUGGUCAUCCUUUACGAUUCUUCCGUGUUUGGGUAGAUAUCGAGGCGCCACCAAAAGAGAUUCUUUCAAGAAUUAUUCGAGAAAGGAAUGUUUGGGAUUUACAAAUUAUAAAUUGGAGAACUAUUGCGCCACUAAAUGCUGAGAAUUGUGAUGUCUUCCAAUAUGUUAUCAAUGAUACUCCAUCGCAUCCUACACGUGAUGCGAUUGUUGUUAGAUUGUGGCGAUCAGAUAUGAAAGAAUUACGUGGCGGAUGUGUAUUAGUGGAGCGUUCAGUACAUUCCAGUGAGACGCAAUUGCUAGGUGGUAUACCAGUAGCGGUAUUUUCAUCUCAGUUUCUCGUUGAACCCAUAGCGGGUCGCUCUCGGGUGACUCAUAUUACGAGAACUGACCUCAGGGGUAGAAGUAACGUUUGGUAUGGUAAAGUAUACGGACAACUUGUUGCUCGUCAACUACUAAGAUUACGUGAUUCAUUCAAGCAGUUCACAAAUGUAGUUGAUGAUGGUCCAGAAACUAAAGUAUAA